Messenger RNA from Alternaria burnsii, 618 nucleotides. Its product is annotated as acyl-n-acyltransferase. Gene Ontology annotation, molecular function: acyltransferase activity, transferring groups other than amino-acyl groups. The record is from RefSeq and is a predicted model, not a curated record. Bases 1 to 618 code for a protein of 205 amino acids. NCBI's taxonomy places the organism in Eukaryota, Fungi, Ascomycota, Dothideomycetes, Pleosporales, Pleosporaceae. The transcript is spliced from 2 exons.
AUGCACGAUCCUAUCGCCGAUGCAAAAGCCCAGGAAGCAACGCGCCAAUACACUUUCCGACCCGCUACCCCCACCGACAUACCUGCUCUCCAGAAAAUGAUCGGUUCUUCUCUCCGCGGCCUAGGAAAAGGAUAUUACAGUCAAGCCGAGCUCGAUGGAUCAAUAGGCUACCUCUUUGGCCCCGAUUCCGUUUUGAUAGCAGACCAGACGUACUACAUCCUUCACCCUAUCAACUCACCAACUACAAUAUGUGCUUGUGGCGGGUGGUCCUUUCGCAAGACGCUGUACGGCGGAGAUUCUGCACCCUCUCCUCUGCGUAUGCCAGAGAAGCGUGAUCCGGCUAUUGACCGCGCAAGUAUCCGUGCUAUUUUCACGUCUCCAGAGUAUGCGCGCAGGGGUCUGGGUACCAUGAUGAUGCGGUACUGUGAGGCGCGGGCGUGUGAAGGGAAGAGAGGUGAGACAGACGGUUUCACCCGGUUGGAAAUGGGGGCGACACUGAGUGGAGUUGCAUUGUACGAAAGAUGUGGGUAUGUGAGGAGUGGGAGAGUGGAUGUGGUCAAGUGUCCUAAUGGGGAGGGAAUCAAGAUCUUACAUAUGACGAAGGAUUUGGUGGCGUAA